Erinaceus europaeus (western European hedgehog) is the source of this 1866-nucleotide messenger RNA. It is a transcript of the gene GRWD1, whose product is annotated as glutamate rich WD repeat containing 1. Bases 25 to 1374 code for a protein of 449 amino acids. The transcript is spliced from 7 exons. NCBI's taxonomy places the organism in Eukaryota, Metazoa, Chordata, Mammalia, Eulipotyphla, Erinaceidae. The record is from RefSeq and is a predicted model, not a curated record. Gene Ontology annotation, molecular function: protein binding.
CGCCGUCGGCGAGACGGUGCCAAGAUGGCGGCUCGCAAGGGCCGUCGCCGCACGUGUGAAAGCGGAGAACCUAUGGAUGCGGAGUCCGGCGACGCAGGGCCUAAGGGCCCGGCUCAGGUCUACUUGCCCGGCCGGGGGCCGCCGCUGAGCGAGGGAGAGGAGCUGGUCAUGGACGAGGAGGCCUAUGUGUUGUACCACCGCGCUCAGACUGGUGCCCCAUGUCUCAGCUUUGACAUAGUCCGGGAUCACCUGGGAGACAACCGGACAGAGCUGCCUCUGACACUGUACCUGUGUGCCGGGACCCAGGCGGAAAGUGCCCAGAGCAACAGAUUGAUGAUGCUUCGUAUGCACAAUCUGCAUGGGACAAAACGCACUUCAUCAGAGGACAGUGAUGAAGAGGAGGAGGAGGAGGAGGAGGAGGAGGAAGAGGAUGAGGAGGAUAGGAAGCCUCAGCUGGAGCUGGCCAUGGUGCCCCAUUAUGGCGGCAUCAACCGCGUCCGGGUUUCAUGGCUGGGCGAGGAGCCCGUGGCUGGCGUGUGGUCCGAGAAGGGACAGGUGGAGGUGUUUGCCCUGCGCCGCCUCCUACAGGUGGUGGAUGAUGCCCAGGCCAUGGCAACCUUCCUGCGGGAUGAGCAGGCCCGUGUGAAGCCCAUCUUCUCCUUCUCAGGCCACAUGGGCGAGGGCUUUGCGCUCGACUGGUCACCCCGUGUGCCUGGGCGCCUGUUGACGGGUGACUGCCAGAAGAACAUCCAUCUCUGGACGCCCACGGACGGCGGCUCCUGGCACGUGGACCAGCGGCCCUUUGCAGGCCACACACGAUCUGUGGAGGACCUGCAGUGGUCCCCAACCGAGGACACGGUGUUUGCCUCCUGCUCUGCUGACGCCUCCAUUCGCAUCUGGGACAUCCGGGCAGCCCCCAGCAAAGCUUGCAUGCUCACCACCGCCUCCGCUCACGACGGGGAUGUCAACGUCAUCAGCUGGAGCCGCCGGGAGCCCUUCCUGCUCAGCGGUGGGGAUGACGGGGCCCUCAGAGUCUGGGACCUGCGGCAGUUCAAGUCUGGCUCCCCGGUGGCCACCUUCAAGCAGCACGUGGCGCCCAUCACCUCCGUGGAGUGGCACCCUCAGGACAGCGGGGUCUUCGCCGCCUCUGGAGCCGACAACCAGAUCACUCAGUGGGACCUGGCCGUGGAGCGGGACCCCGAGGCCGGUGAGGCGGAGAUCGAGCCGGGACUGGCGGACCUGCCCCAGCAGUUGCUGUUCGUGCACCAGGGUGAGACGGACCUGAAGGAGCUGCAUUGGCACCCGCAGUGCCCGGGCCUGCUGCUCAGCACCGCCCUGUCUGGCUUCACCGUCUUCCGCACCAUCAGCGUCUGAGGCCGCUGGCCGGGCCCAGGGGGACUGGGAUCUGACACCAGACAAACCCCUUUUGAAAAGGAGAACUGAGCUCAGCCCGCUGGCCGCCAUGCUGAAUCCAUGAGGUAGAGACUUGCUUGGGUCCAGCGAUGCCCUUCCAACCGGUGGACCCAGGUUUGGCCCGAAGCCCUGGAAAACCACUGGACUUAAUCCAGUGUCUCCUCCCACCCGGGCUGGAGGACUCCGUAGGCUUGUUCCCAGGGCCCCUCUACCCGGUGGACAUCUUCAUGGGGGUGACAUCUAGCUGGAACCUCUGGGCCCCAAGGCCCAGUUUGGACUUCCUGUCUCCCCAAAGGGAACUCAAGUGCCUUCUUCCACUGGCCACAGCAGACUUGAGGGGGACAGUGGGUGGUCUGAUGGAAACUGGUUCUAUCCUUUGUCGCUGUGCCAGUUAGGAUCAGCCAGGAUGGGGGGUGGGGGUGGAGGCUUCUGACUCUGCUCCGUCACAAGCAC